AAAGAGAAGACGAUAAAAUCUUUCAGUUCAAGAAGAGCAAGUGACAUUAGCAUGAGAAGUUUUUUUCUCCAGCAGUUGGAUCAGAAAAUUCAAAAGAUAAAUUGAAGAUGAAGUGUGAAAUAUGCCAGUCACAAUCUUUUAAAUACUCAUGUCCAAGAGGUAACAUCGAAUACUGUUCGUUAGAUUGCUACAGAUCAG
Clunio marinus is the source of this 198-nucleotide messenger RNA. Lineage: Eukaryota; Metazoa; Arthropoda; Insecta; Diptera; Chironomidae. The record is from the annotation of a GenBank genome assembly.